AUGGCCUUCUGUAACAAUCUCUCGCCUUUUGAAGCUUCACGACCACGACCAACACUUCAGAUACCGGAAGAGCCGGCGACACGAUCGCACCCAAGACUGUUGCUGCAAAGGGAUGACAAGCUCGGAUAUUACCAGAUCCAGCGCAUCGCUGGUGCUCAUUCGGCAUCCGCACUGAGCCUUAGAGAUUGGCGCUCAGUGGAUUGGGUUACGCGCGAUCUUGUCGAGUCGCAACAUUCGCCUUCUUCCGACACUAAUAGAAGCGACGAAGUCCUUGGUCGUAUUACGCCGCAGCGUAGAGGAAUUGCCCGUUUGGCCGCCUGGGUCAAGCGGUCAGGACGUGGUAUCAUACUUCGUCUGCGCGGACAGAACGACGGGUUCACCGACCUGCACUUGAUCUCGGACGACUGGAGAGAUCAAGACCCUAUACAGUCACCAUUGAGCGAACUCGAUGGCUCACCCAUAACCGAGAUCUGCAGCUCACCGAUCAUUGAGCUCCCUAGGUCACAAUCUGGCAGCCAACAUACUGACAACGAUCUCACAUCGUACCAGGGCGGCGCUAGCGAGCUUCGUGGAAGCGAAGUAUCCUCUGAGCUCCCUGCGUCUCAGCGUGUGGUCGAGCUUGACGCUCCGUUCGAAGUCGGGGCCACAGAUGCCAGUUUUGUCAACAACACCCAUUGUAUCGCCGAGUCUGAGGUGGAUCGAACGGCAGCAAGUGAGAAGUCUGAGAGGACUGCACUUCCCAGUCGAGCAGGCACCAUAGACUCGCGAUUGAGCGGCGCCGACACAUUAGUUGGGUGCGCCGGUUCUGAAUUGACCCAUGACAUGGACAUCGUCUGUCUGUCGCCAGAGCCAAUUGUUAGGGCUCUCACCGUCUCACGCGUUGUUAAGCAUAGACACCGAUCCCCACAAAUGGUUGACCUUCUUGGCAACCGCGAUAAGGGAGACGGAGCCGAUGCAAACAAGGGCAGGAUCUUACCACGGGUCAAUACUAGUGGAGUGAUCAACCCUUCUCAGCAACAUCCAAGAGUCUCCGGCACGGGCGUGUUGACGAUCAGAGAGGCCGGAGCUGAGGAGAAGCAGCAAGCGAGCAAUGUCCAACAAACCACGCCUUGGAUUCCUGGCCGUCAUGUCGAAACAGCUAAUCCUAUUGCACUGUCGUCAACCGUCCAAGCAGUCUACGGUAUCACUCUUUCGGCUCUUGUCUACCAGCAGGACCUGCAUGCUCCUGGAGCGAUUGCCAAAGACCAUACAUCACCGGAUUCUCCUCCGAAGCUAUUUUCACCCGGGACGCCAGACCCACAACUACUGCGUGACCUAGUUGCCAAGCUAUGUGCGACUAAGCAACCGGUUGAUGAUGGAGCUUCCGACAAGGUCAAGCACGAAGCUCCGCAUACUGCACUGGCGGCCGCACACUGUCCGCCAACGGAAGCAGAACCAGAUGAGGGAGGGAUAUAUGCAUCAAAGGCCAUACACCCAUACGUCAUCGAAGCGAAGCCUCCACAGCAGCCUUUAGCGCUGGAACAAGUGCUCUCGCCCGUGUCGCCUCUCACAACCAGAGAGAAGUCGGAGCCUGUUAGAGAGUCCCGCUUCGUGCCAAUUACGCCCUUGACGCCACAUAAUGCGACAGCGUACUGCGACCAUAUACCAGCGACGCCAGUCGCAUCUUCAGUAGUCUCCGCUGCUGACAUCGCCAGCAAUGCACUGGACGCGAAGCCGCUGAAAGAUGGGCAAAGCGGCAGUACGCAAUACCCGCUGCGCAAGGAUGGCACGUUGUACGAACAACGUGAUGAGGAAUCGGUCUCGCCGACAGAUACUUCGAGUUCUCCGCUGAUGCCAGCAACCCAACAGCAAGAUGUCCAGUUUCCUGACUUCGGCGUCAAGCAUCUCGCUGAUCUUGUUGAGUACCAAAGUUCAACUCCUCCGAAGGCAUCCCUUCUCGAUCCGCCAACGGGUAUCUCGAAAGAUGACAAAAUACUGAUGAAACGUGCCCGCUUCAUGGCGGAGAGUCAGCAUACAGCAUAUGUCGGGCGUAAAGCGCAUCUCCAACGGCUCAACACCGACAUCAACGAGCCAUCCGAUGUCCCGCAACUUGUCGAGGAGAAGGAUCACCAGUACGGAACGUCCCAUCUGAUCGUGUCGACGGGUAGGGCGCAACCACAGACCAUUGGGCUCAUGCGAGACAUUGCCGGGCUGCUCGUCUCUGGCAUCACGGAUAGUGUCAUUCGCAGCGCCAUGUGGCUGCAACGGCACGUUGGUCAAGAGCCACCAGUCCCAGGCGGCCACGUCCGCGUCAGAUGGACGUGCAACUGCGGAGAGCACUUGUACGACGACUUCAUCGAAUUGCGUGCGGGUGCUGCGGCAGAGCUCGAAGCCGUACUGAACAAGGAGCGGCCCCAACCUUACAGUAAUCCCAGAUCUGGGUCAUACAGCACCCGUGGCAGCUUUUCGCAGUCACAGACACCUAAUAGUUCGCACCCUUCUUCCGCUGGCAGCUCGUGGUCCUCAAUAAGCGGAACGUACGGACCUCCCUCGGGCCAACCAUAUAAGAGCCGAAGUCGGUCCCGGACGACUUCGUGGCAACACUUCCCACCGGAACCUCAGCAAUAUCUACUGACGUGCAUUAACGAGAGUCGCAAUACGCCCAAAGUGUUCAAUAUACCCCUGCACGACAAACCAGUCCAAACAGGUGCGUAUGACCAGCUAGCCGACGCGCUCCAAGAACGCUACGCCAAGGUUAACAAGCAAUGGUACCGGCGCUUGAGGCUCCGCGGCCUGACGUCUAUUGAGUUCGUCCAGUUCUACAUGCACAAGAACCGCUUCGCAGACAUCAGAAUGUGUCCAGAUGUGCCCAAAGGCGCUCACACCGAUGGCUACGAGUUCGAACCAAGCGACUUGCUCCCUCCUGUCGGCGGCCGCUACUUGCUGCACCUUUUCAAGCAUCCGCACGAAUAUGAUGGGGAACGAGUGGCCUACGCCAACAUUCCCAAGAAGACUGAGCGUCUGGACUACGGCAUCGGGUGGGGUAUUGUGCUGACCGAAGGCUUCCUGCCCGAGCGUGUCUGGCUGUGCAUCAUGCUGAGCAUGAUUCUCUUCUCUUUGGUAUUCGCGAUUGUCUGGACAAUCAAGAUGCACGACAUCCAGGGCGCAUUUGGUGUGGCAUCUUUUACGACCACGCUCGCAUUUGUUGUGGUUGGUUUUGCACAAGCUUGCCUUGGCUGA
This is a messenger RNA of Baudoinia panamericana UAMH 10762, 3219 nucleotides long. RefSeq lists its product as uncharacterized. The record is from RefSeq and is a predicted model, not a curated record. The transcript has 3 exons. Bases 1 to 3219 code for a protein of 1072 amino acids. Lineage: Eukaryota; Fungi; Ascomycota; Dothideomycetes; Mycosphaerellales; Teratosphaeriaceae.